This is a messenger RNA of Selaginella moellendorffii, 1472 nucleotides long. RefSeq names its product agglutinin-2. The record is from RefSeq and is a predicted model, not a curated record. NCBI's taxonomy places the organism in Eukaryota, Viridiplantae, Streptophyta, Lycopodiopsida, Selaginellales, Selaginellaceae. Bases 17 to 1123 code for a protein of 368 amino acids. The transcript has a single exon. Gene Ontology annotation, molecular function: carbohydrate binding.
AUUUAGGGUCUGGGCGAUGGACACGGCCAUGCUCCAGCUGUGGAGGAUGCUCCUCCUCGCCGCGCUAGCGGCGCUCCAAGCCCUGGCCUGGGAAUUGGAGAGGAGCAGCGGCGGCGGCGAUCGGGCGGAGCCGGCAUCGUUCUACUUCACGGAUUUCGAGGAUAAUCUCCAGGAUCUCAGCUUGCUCGGCGACGCCAAGUUCGUGCGAAUCGAGGGCCAGGCGGAUGGAAUGGCGGUGCAGCUCUCCGGCACGCGCCAGAACACCGUAGGUAGGCUGCUCUACAGUAUCCCUGUCAACAUGCUCGAUCUAUCCAACAAUCCGGCCUCCUUCUCCACAUUCUUCGAGUUCUCCAUGGCCGCCUUCGCCGGCGAUGGCCUCGCGUUCGUCAUCGUCCCCGACAAGAUCUCCAUCGGCGCCAGCGGCCCCUGGCUGGGAUUGGUGAAAGAGGACGAGAUCUCCAACCGGACGGCUAUGGCGCCUCACACAUUCGCGGUGGAGUUUGACAGCGUCAUGAACAUGGAACUCCGGGAUCCAAACAGCAACCACGUCGGCCUGGAUGUGGAAACCAUCGUCUCCACCGUCACUGCCAAUGCCUCCGACAUUGGAUUGAUCCUCAACGAUGGCUCCAGGACCUUCGCGUGGAUCCAGUUCGAUGGAUCGAGCAGCGAGCUAGACGUGAGGAUCAGCAAGGAUAGGAACUCCAGGCCGACGAAGCCGCUGCUCUCGCACAAGCUAGAUCUCAAAUCAGUGCUCCGGCCGUGGAUGUACGUGGGUUUUAGCUCCUCCACCGGCGAGGCCUCGCAGAAGCACAAGGUGUUCUCCUGGAAGUUCUCCAGCGGCGGAAGUUCUUCCCCGAGUUCUUCAAGCCGGAGGAGGUGGCGAAAUGAGAUACUCCUACAGGGGAUUCACUCGCUCCCGGCGAAUCCAUUAUCCCCCUCGGUCGCAAAAGAGGGAGAGGACGGAUCAUCAGAAGCCCCCCAGGUUUUGGAUGAUCACACUAGCAGCUUGGUGAUUUUGGUGGUGGGAUUUACGUGUGGAGCGAGCGUUACGUUGUUUUUGCUUGCUGGUUGGGCUUUGAUGCGUUCCAGAUUUGAUCACGAUGCAUAUCAGGAGAUCAAUUAACAGGCAACCUCAGCAAUCUACUAUGCAAGAAAGUCAAUGUAGAGGUAAAGUCACAUAGAGGUAUGCUCUGCCUUAUAUAUAUAUUCUUGUGUGGGAUGGUUCUUUUUCUUCUUCUUCCAAGUUUUGUUCGUUUUCUUCUUCUUUUUUUUUUUCCUUUUUUCCUAUAUUCUUUUCCUAGCCGGUUACCAAGUCAGUAUAAUAGUUUUAAUUCUUUUUAGAGGAGGCAAAAAGAAGGAUUUUUACUCUCUUUUUUUCUAUUUUCGAAGAUCUUUUCUCUUGGCGUGUUUUUUCAAGCUAGAAGGCUCUGUAAAUUAUAUCUACAAUAUAAGAAUGUCCGUACUAUUAUGAA